Molecule: messenger RNA, 621 nt
Organism: Cantharellus anzutake
Lineage: Eukaryota; Fungi; Basidiomycota; Agaricomycetes; Cantharellales; Hydnaceae
Exons: 4
Coding region: 1-543 (180 amino acids)
Source: RefSeq, a predicted model, not a curated record
AUGUAUGGUCCUUCAUCUUCACUACGCGCACAGAGGACAAAAAGUGGGUCUGAAUUGGCCUUAUACUUGCCUCGGGAGGCGAAAUCCAGUUCAGGUCUGAGUGCGGCCCAUGAUCCCAUGAUCUCCGGUCACCAGCCAUUCGAUCCGAGCGCUAGUCUCGCCAUAUGGAGCAAGGAACCUGUGAAUUGGGAUCUCUACUUCAAUCCAACUCGCAAGCAAAAAUUCUGGGCUCCUGGUCCUGAGCGACCCAACGGUCGAACGAAAAUUAUCCUCAGUUCAGUGGAGCGCAAUGCCAUCUUCAUUGCAAACUCCAGCGCGGAAAGGCCGAAUCCUAGCUUGCCCAAUCGAACCCCUUCCUUCAACCCGUUCAUUCCGCUCCAAGAGAAUGGGUGGGAUCUUAGUUUACGCAUCUGCCACACGACUUCAUUUGCCCACAUCCAAAUGAACCAGGAGAGGAACGAGGAGUUGAUCAGUAGUAUAUUUAAGCCCAAACCUCCAAUGGCAUUAAUCAACCUGCUUCACUGGGACAGUCGGAAUCUAUGAAGGCUGAAAGGCGAAAGCCUUCGCUCAAGACAAGGAGAAUAAGAUCAAAAAGCUGAGGUCCUGCCCAAGUGAGAAGAG